AUGGGAAGAGCUGGCUAUGGACCGGGCGAGCAAGACUGGGGCUAUGUAGAUGUGCGCACGGGAGCCCACAUGUUCUAUUGGCUCUACUAUACCACAGCGAAUGUUUCUACCUAUACGACCCGCCCCUUGGCGAUUUGGUUACAAGGAGGCCCGGGCGCCUCGUCCACUGGUUAUGGCAAUUUCGAAGAGUUGGGCCCAUUGGACUUGUACGGUGACUAUAGGAAUUGGACGUGGGUAAAGGACAUGAACGUGCUCUUUAUCGAUAAUCCAGUGGGCAGCGGCUUUAGCUAUGUGGAUAACACAGCUUUCUAUACGGCCACGAAUAGGGAAAUCGCAUUGGACUUAGUCGAGUUCAUGAAGGGUUUCUAUGCAUUGCAUCCAGAAUUUGAAACGGUGCCUCUCCACAUAUUCUGCGAAAGCUAUGGUGGAAAAAUGGCACCGGAAUUUGCUUUAGAGCUCUACUACGCUAAACAGCGAGGUGAGCUUAACAGCAAUUUGGUUUCGGUAGCUCUCGGUGAUCCGUGGACAUCGCCCAUCGACUCUGUGCUGGCUUGGGGGCCAUUGUUGCUUCAAUUCGGGCUUGUCGACCAUGACGGUUAUGAGUCCAUUAUGGUGGCCGCCAACCUUACAGCUGAAUUGGUCGAACAGGAACGUUGGAUUCAAGCUACGGCACAGUGGGGUAACACUCAGCAGGAGGUGAUGAAAGCGUCCAAGGGAGUGGAUUUUUAUAAUGUUCUCAAAAAGACGCGUGGCGAUCGCUACUUAAGCGAUGAAAGCCCUUCUCCGGAGGAAGAUCUUUACCGCCUCAUGGUGAAUUACGAUAUUGAUGAAGAUCGCGAUCAGCUGCUCCAAGAUCUCAUGCGUGGUCCGGUAGCUCAGGCUUUGGGUAUUCCAAGCAAUGUUCGUUGGGGCUCACAGAGUAGUGAGGUGUUCAAUAUACAUCGAACUGAUUUUAUGAAGCCAGUUAUACAUAUUGUCAAUGAACUGCUGGACAAUACACCGUUGAAGGUGGGUGUAUUUUCGGGCGGCUUGGACUUGAUUUGUGCUACACCUGGCACUGUGAAGUGGAUCGAGAAGCUGGACUGGAGCAAGAAGGCGGUGUAUGAGGAGGCACUGCGAACAGUCAUUAACGUGGAUCGUGUGCUGGAGGGCUAUCAGAAGACGGGCGGCAACUUCAGCAUGUUUUGGAUAAAUCGUUCAGGCCAUAUGGCACCCGCCGACAAUCCCGCCGGUAUGGGUCAUGUGCUACGAGAGUUUACGGGCUUCGGAUAA
Molecule: messenger RNA, 1272 nt
Organism: Scaptodrosophila lebanonensis
Lineage: Eukaryota; Metazoa; Arthropoda; Insecta; Diptera; Drosophilidae
Product: retinoid-inducible serine carboxypeptidase-like
Exons: 4
Coding region: 1-1272 (423 amino acids)
Biological process (GO): proteolysis
Molecular function (GO): serine-type carboxypeptidase activity
Source: RefSeq, a predicted model, not a curated record